AUGCAUACCCAGGUGAUCAUUGCAGGUCUCUUAGUGCUUCUCACAGGUGCUGUUGUUUCUUACCCACAAGUGAGAGGAGUGGUGGGUCAGUCUGUGACACUGCCCUGCACCUACCCGGUGAUUAAUGGAGAUAUUCAUACCAUGUGUUGGGGCCGAGCGGGAUGUCCUCAGAGCGGAUGCAUGCAUGAAAUCAUCCGGACGAACGGAGUCCACGCCAUCUUUCAGAGGCACGAGCGUUAUCAGCUAAAGGGAAAAAUUCCGGAAGGGAAUGUGUCUUUGACCAUACAGGAUGCAAACCAGAUCGACACUGGUCUGUAUUGUUGCCGUGUUGAAUACAGGGGUUGGUUUAAUGAUAGGAAACUCACACUGUCAUUGGAGAUUAGACCAGCCUCCGUUACCAAUGUUCCAACAUCACCUAAGGUCUCUACCUCUGCUCCUCCAACGCCAGCACUGACGCAGAGCUACAAACCAGCCUCCGUUACCAAUGUUCCAACAUCACCUAAGGUCUCUACCUCUGCUCCUCCAACGCCAGCACUGACGCAGAGCUACAAACCAGUGGCUACUUCACCUUUCCCAAAGCAGUCAGCAACAACCCAUUUUCAGAUAACCCAGGAAACAAGGAUGCAACCCACCAGCUCACCAGGCCACCAGGACACAUCAGCUACUUCACCUUUCCCAAAGCAGCCAGCAACAACCCAUUUUCAGAUAACCCAGGAAACGAGAAGGACGCAACCCACCAGCUCACCAGGCCGCUGUGACACAUCAGAUGGGAAUGGCACUGUGACACAGUCUACAGAUGGCCUUUGGCAUGGAAAUCAAACUGGGGUGUCCCUGGUACAAGAGCCAGGGAUGACCACCGCUAACGGAGUCUACAUCGGCAUUGGUAUUUUUGCUCUGGUGCUUCUCAGUGUUCUAGCUGUCAUGAUUAUUAAAAGGCAUUUAUACAUAAGAAAUAAGCUACAGCAAUUAAGAGUGGUUUCAUUCAAUGGCUCUCACAUUGGAGCUUUACAAAGAGCAGCUGAAAACCGUGUCAAAGCAGAAGACAAUAUUUACAUUGUUGAGGACAAUCUCUAUGUCAUGGACUAAGAUCCAGCAGCCCUCUAGGGUUUUAUUGUGACUGCAGAAGACAGUGACCAUUUAUCACCAUGACAGACUCCUUUUUAGGCUCCAGGGACAUUUCUCUGUGUCAGUUUCACCUGGCAUCUCAACAUGUUGCAGAGACAUCCAGUAGAAUGACUCUAGCUCAAACAUGUGUGCAGUCAACCUCAUUGGUGAUAUACUCCUAACUAUCCUAAAACUGGCUUAAUCUUUCCAGUCAUCAUAGAGCUCUCUCCAAAAUAUGAAAGCUUUAGAAUUGCAUAUUCUCUUCAGACUCGAUGAAUGCUGUAUCUAUCAAAAAGAAUAGUUGUGGAGGAGAUAGGAAAUGAACUUCUAUCUUUGUCACCAAACUGUCAAGGAGAGAGGAAGAGGACUUACAAUCUGUAAAUCCAGUUUGGGACUUCAAAGGGCUUCACGUGGGAGCAUGCAUGCUUAUCUCUUUGUUUUUAAGAUUGUAAUUCUAGAUGUUACAUUUCUAAGGUCCUCUGAGGCUUUCAAAUCAUGGAGGUGCACAGGUUUUUAUUUCCCCUCUGGGGACUUAAGAAGUCUAAUCUCACCAUUUUGGUACAUCUGGUUCCUUAUCUUGGGCUCUGGAAAUAUGAUGCAUUAAGGGCUUUCCCUGAGACCAGGAUGGGUAUUUCAACAGUUUGAAGAAGCUAGAAGACUGCAUUUGCUGUGUGUGGUUUCUGGUGCCAUCUCCAGUUUGAUAGGGUAGUGAGUAUGAGCCAAGGACACAUCAGGAAAAGAUUACCAAUUGACAUCUGAUUCAGCCAUUUAUGGCGUGUCUGCUCUGUCUGGGCACCAGCAGGUUCUCUGAAGUAAAUAUUAGAAUCAGGCAGGGCUGAAAAGAAAAAAAAAAAAAAAAUUA
This is a messenger RNA of Choloepus didactylus (southern two-toed sloth), 1966 nucleotides long. Its product is annotated as hepatitis A virus cellular receptor 1 homolog. Bases 1 to 1086 code for a protein of 361 amino acids. Gene Ontology annotation, biological process: phagocytosis, engulfment; positive regulation of mast cell activation. Gene Ontology annotation, molecular function: virus receptor activity; phosphatidylserine binding. The record is from RefSeq and is a predicted model, not a curated record. Lineage: Eukaryota; Metazoa; Chordata; Mammalia; Pilosa; Megalonychidae. Gene Ontology annotation, cellular component: cell surface. The transcript has a single exon.